Molecule: messenger RNA, 789 nt
Organism: Diplodia corticola
Lineage: Eukaryota; Fungi; Ascomycota; Dothideomycetes; Botryosphaeriales; Botryosphaeriaceae
Product: rna polymerase ii mediator complex subunit srb5
Exons: 2
Coding region: 1-789 (262 amino acids)
Biological process (GO): termination of RNA polymerase II transcription; regulation of transcription by RNA polymerase II
Cellular component (GO): core mediator complex; mediator complex
Molecular function (GO): transcription coregulator activity
Source: RefSeq, a predicted model, not a curated record
AUGCCGCACGAAUUGCUCCUGUUCGCCCAGCUGCCCAAUUCCCGCCUCGAGCAGCUGCUCAACAUCGUCGCCGGAAUCGCCGGCGCCCAGCCGCAGCGCGUCAUUGAGCGCCAUGUGGUAUACCGACCCCAGCGCGACCCGGUGCAGCGCCAGUACGCCGUUGGCGCCAGCCAGAAUGUGCAGACCACCCAGCGCGCAACCUCGCGCGAGCAGCUGUCCAAGGACAUGUUCUACUGGCAGACGGUGAAGGAGCUGGACGAGGCCGAGUUUGGCUCUGCGCACGCAGACAGUGCCCCAAAGGAGAAGGCGAAUCCCGACGCCGAACGCAAGGGCUGGGCUAUUCAGUUUCAGGACAUCCCAGAGGCUGGCCAGAGACCCGUUACCACGCGAUGGGUUCAGACAACAGACCUCGUCGCUGGCAAUCCCCACACACACAUGAAAGCAACCAUGUACAACUACGUGUCUGAGUACAUUGACGAAGGCUACCAGUUCGUUCACAAGAACGCGACCAUCCUCCUGCACCGUAUCCUCUGUUUUCCCAGUCCUGAGGCAGCGCGCGACUCCCCUCUCGAAAGCCUCCCUCCGUUCAAAGACCUUCAGCCGCUCGACAAGAGCAGCGCAUAUGUUGUGCAGGUGUCGAUCAAGAUCCAGGACAACUAUAAGCCAGAGACGCGAGAGAAGGCCCAGGCGGAGCUCCUUGCGCUGAAAGGAACGUUGAAGGGCGUCAUCGAUCUGGAGCCGGCGGAAAGGCUCGCUCUGGAUACUCGCGUCAAGCCUAGACCGGGUUGA